AUCUCUAUCUGUUGUGACAGUUUUACUGUUGGCGGCAGUUCGUUCGUUUGUAUUUUAUGUGUAGUGCGUUGCGCGUUUUUAUAAUUCGUGUUUAUUCUCUAGCUGUGCAUUGCACUGAGCCCCAGGCGACUUGUGUCGUUUAAGCUCAGCGAUUCGCUAGAGCUAUGCUCGAUAUGAUGAACAAAAUGGCCGAACUCAAGUUCGAAGCACCACUAGCGCAAUUUGAAGAGACGGACGAAUGGACCAAAAUAGUGGAUGAUGAACCCCAAUCGAAAAUCCAUCAAGUGGCUCCAGUCCAGCAGUUAGAUAAUGCUUUGAGCAACAAAGUUCAAGAAUCUUCUGGUGGCAGCAAAACUGGAUGCAAUCAAUGUGGGGCAAAUAACAAUACUAUUAGUGUUAUGGAAGUGGCUGACGGUGACAACUUUGGUGAAACUUUCAGCGGGUCACUAGAGGAUCUCGUGCACACGUUUGAUGAUAAAAUCACUAGAUGCUUUUGCGAUUAUGAAGAAUCUGUGGAGAAAUUAGCUCCUGUUCAAAUAAGGACCCAAGAAGAAAUUAUGAACGAAUGUCAGAUGUGGUGGACAAUUACUGGAAAUUUUGGGAAUAUUCUACCAAUUGAUUGGUCAAAAUCAUAUGCACGCAAAGUACAAUUGCCAACUCUUAAUCUAAAUAACAAUCCUCAGGAUGAUUCAUCAGAUGAUCUCAGUAGUGAAGAUGAAGCUGUUGCUAAUGAUUUGGACAUGCAUACUUUAAUUUUAUCAGGACCAAGCGGAGAUAGUGAGCCACCUACCGCUGACGAAGUGAUUAGAGAAAUUGAUGAUAUAAUGGAGGAGGGUACUUCAGAUGAUUGUACACCAGAUUCAGAACAUCCUAAAGAACCUCAUUCUCCAUUAAUUGAAGAAAAAUUAAAAACCUUAGAUGUAUCUCAACUAAACGAGGUUUACAUGGAAUUGGAAAUGCUGAUUAGAGAUUAUUCUGAGACAUUAAUUGCAGAGUUAGCAUUAAGAGAUGAGUUAGAAUUUGAAAAAGAAUUGAAAAACUCAUUUAUAUCACUUUUGUUAGCUGUGCAAAAUCGUAGGAGGCAAUAUCAUGUUGAGAAAAAAAGAAAUUCUAAGAUUGGAAGUACUAACAAAAAUUCAAUUAAUGAGCCGAAGUACCUAACUACUGUUAUUCCAUAUCAUUUGGAUAAUGGACCUUUAAACAAUCAAGCUCUUCAAGUUCUCAUUAAAAAGAUUCGAGUAAUGUUAUGAUAAAAAUGUUCAUCUUAUCCACAAAUCAAGUCAUUUUUCCAUGUCUUCAUAUGAGCAAAACUGCUGAUCAGCUAUCCCAUACCUUGUGCCAUCAAAUGACGCAAGUUAUAAUUUAAUGGAGCAAUAUCUGGGGAUUAUGGCGCGUAGGAUAGAACUUCCAUUUGUGCAUUUCUAUGCAGAUUUUAAUGGGUUUGGCAACAUGAAGAUGAGCAUUGUCAUGCUGUAAAAUUACUUUUUAUGCUUCUGCUUAUAUUGUGUCUGUUUUUCAUGCUGUUCUCGACUCAGCCACAUCAAUUAAAGUAUACCUUUUUACAGUAAUGGUUUCAGUAGCUCAUAAUAAAUAACACUGUCGUGGUUCCACGAAAUACACUCAUAAUCUCCGUAGCUUAUAUAUUCAGCCGAUUCGACGCCGUAGAAGCAUAACUAGGCUGUCUUAUUUAAUUAACAAUUCUUUAAAUUGUUGUAAUGAAUUCAUUUUCCAUCACCCAUCACAAUGCAAUGAAGACAACCCUUCUUUUUUUGCCACUGGAACAGUUAUUUACAGGCGAAAAAUUGUUGCUCAAUGUCCCAUGGCUUCAAGUCAUAAGGAACACAAUUAUUUUUCCUUAUUUUAAAUCAUUCCCAUUGCAUGCAGUCGUUUGAAAAUGGCUUAGCAGGUAACUUUUAAUACUGAAACAUAUUGUUUGACACUAUUUUUUUUCAUAACUAAUUUUUGAUGUGAUUAGGUACGCUUUCUUUGAAUGAAAUAAGAAAAGUAACUCUUUCUGCAAAUAACGAUUAUUUAGCACAAAAUCAAAUAUUUUCACACAACUAAAAGUAUAUGACGCUACCAAAAAAACAAUAAUGUGUCAAAGAGGUUUAUUUACCAUAUGUCUCAGCUUGAUUUAUGAUGUUUUAGAUAUGUCAAAAUUGAUUAGCACUUAAUGCGGGAGCCAUCUAUUAACAAACAGUGAGAACUUAGUUGGGCACCUAAUAACAAAUGCUAAUUAUUUGUAAACCUAAAAAUAAAAACAAAUAAAAAAAUAAAAUAAAAUUACCCAUAUAUAUUUAUAUCAGUGGGUGUUCUCACACUUAUCUGUAUAAAAGUUUAAAAAAUAAAUGAAUAAAUAUAAAAUUUAUAGCAAACAUAAAGGUACUUUUAAAUUUUUAAAUAAUUUGUUCUUGUUUGACAAGUUAAAGCAAUAUUACUAUUUGUACAUAUAAGUAAAAUAAAAAAAUAAUCGAAACACUAAUUUU
Molecule: messenger RNA, 2486 nt
Organism: Daktulosphaira vitifoliae (grape phylloxera)
Lineage: Eukaryota; Metazoa; Arthropoda; Insecta; Hemiptera; Phylloxeridae
Gene: Unc-76
Product: fasciculation and elongation protein zeta-2
Exons: 7
Coding region: 165-1250 (361 amino acids)
Cellular component (GO): axon; cytoplasm
Source: RefSeq, a predicted model, not a curated record